Messenger RNA from Thecamonas trahens ATCC 50062, 6010 nucleotides. RefSeq lists its product as uncharacterized. The transcript has 4 exons. Gene Ontology annotation, molecular function: gamma-tubulin binding; alpha-tubulin binding. The record is from RefSeq and is a predicted model, not a curated record. Gene Ontology annotation, cellular component: early endosome; recycling endosome; WASH complex. The coding region runs from base 3118 to 5961 and encodes 947 amino acids. NCBI's taxonomy places the organism in Eukaryota, Apusomonadida, Apusomonadidae. Gene Ontology annotation, biological process: endocytic recycling; retrograde transport, endosome to Golgi; exocytosis.
UGUGACUGUCUCGGCCUGCGACCUGACCGUUGAGCUGAGCGCCAGUGCGCUUGCGGGCGUCGCCACAUAUCUGACUUCGGCGUCCGGCGACGUGGAGAUCUGCUUCGAUACAGGUACCUACGUCGAUGCGUGCACGACAUCCACACUGGCGGUGCCGGAUUCGGUCACCUCGGUCGUCCUUCGACCCUCGGUUGUCGGCGCGACCAUCGUGGUCACCUGCAACACGGCUGGCGAAAGCAGGUCGGCCACAGGACCGCUGCUGACCAUGGAGGGUUCUGACAGCGACUCGUUCUCUAUGACUGGCUUUACCUUUGAAGACUUUGGAACCGAGCCAGGCUCCGAGCUCAUUGUGCUCAAGGCCAAGGGCGUCGGAUUCGACGUUGCCCUUGAUCGCGUCGAGCUGCACAACAUGGCCAUGAGCACCACCGGUGGUGAAGCAUGCCUCGUCUGCCUCCUCCACGACGACAGCAUUACGCUCUUUGCACCCACCAUGAGCGUCGUGCUCUCCAGCUUUGCCUCGUACGGACACAAUCUUGAUGACCAGGCGUAUGUGCUAGUCAUCGGACGGAGCCCCGGAGUAGCCAAUCCGUUUGACGUGAGCGUGACUGCGACAGGCGUGUAUCUGGCUGACGGCACCGGCGCCGGAGUGCUCAUUGGAACAAGCCACAACAUUGCGAUGUGCUCCGCCACCGUCGUCGACUUCUCAGUCACCAACUGCGAUGUGUCCGGCGGCAGAAGCGAUCGCUCGCAGCUCCGGGUUCAGCAUUGCACCGCAACGCUGGCGAAUGCUUGGUUCGCGGACAACUCGGGCAAGUACGGGACCGCAAUCCAGGUCGAGAGCGCCUCGCUGACAGGGUCCAAUGUUGGGAUGGUCCGCAACGAUGCAAGCCAGCAUGCGGCUGGCCUCGAUGCUGUCUCCUCACUCGUCUCCCUGGGCAGCGGCUGCCAGAUCGUGAACAACACCGGUGCCUUGCCGGCGACCGGUCUUCACGCUGCAGACUCGAGCCUGAUACUCACUGACACCUGGGUCAGCGGCAACUCGGGCAAUGGCGCAGCGGUUGUGGCCGAGUCGACGACUGUGACUCUGUCACAGACUACGAUGGAGCGCAACUCCGGGCCGUCGGGCGGUGCGCUGCGAUUGGUCUCGACCUCAGUUGCCACCGUCACCGACUGCUACUUUAGCGACAACACCGUGACCGGGGCCGGCGGCGCGAUCGAUGUCCAAUCGGGCUCGCUCACUGUGGUCACGUCGACGUUCGAGCGCAACAGCGCGGGCGGCAAUGGUGGCGCCAUCGCUGCCGGUUCGGGUGCUGUCUCGAUCACGGGUGCGACGUUUAGCGCAAACUCAGCGGCGAGUGCCGGUGGAUGUGUCCAGAUCUAUCCCUCAGCAACGUCGGCAGACAUUGUGACCUCGACGUUUUCAGGCUGCUCCGCAGGCUCCAACGGCGGCGGCAUCCGCGCCGAGCUGGGUGGCACCAGCCUCGCGUUUGUCACCAUUGUCGACUCAACUGCCGGCGGCUCGGGCGGCGGCCUGUAUGUGGCGGCAGCCGUCAGCGUCGUCGACUCGGUGCUGAGCCGCAACUCUGCUGGAGGCAACGGCGGCGGCAUCGGAGCGUCGUCGUCGGGCUCCGGCGCGGUGUCGGCUCUGGUCAGGUGCGAGCUCGCCUCCAACGUGGCAGCGUCCAACGGCGGCGGGAUAGCGGUCUCGCGGCCGCUGGCGGUGACCAACACCUCGUUUACAAGCAACACGGCGAUAGCCGGUGCUGGUGGUGGGCUCUACACCGGCCAAGGCAGCUUAGACUUGGACACAGUAACCUUUGCGCUCAACUCGGCCGGCUCGUCGGGCGGCGGCGCGCACGUCGACGUCAACGCCACCAUUGCCGACUGUGCGUUUUUGAGCAACGGAUGUGCCACGUCGGGUGGCGGGCUCUCGCUGCGGGAGAUUGCUGCGACGCCAUCGCCGACCUUUGAAGUGAGGACGAGCACGGUGAAGGACAACUCUGCGGGAGUCGAUGGAGGCGGUGUGUCGGUUGUUGCCGACAACGCGCUCCUCCUCGCCACCGACGUGACCAUUGUGCGCAACUCGGCGACCAAAGGCUCCGGGAUGUAUAUCGAUGGCCUGCGGGCGGGCUCGCUUGUCCGUGACACGCUGGUGAGUGAGAAUGUCAUUGUCAACCCGAGCGUCGAGUCGGGCGCGGUUCACGCCCACGACACGGUUGUCCCAUUUGCCAACUCGGCCGUGUGCGACAACCGCGCGCCGUACUGCGAACCAGACACUUGGUGCGCAGUGGGCGCGACGAUGCCCGGCCUGGCCAAUGGGUGCGGCGCUGGGGCGCCGUGCUACCACGGGCUCUCGGGCUGUGCCGUCUUCCCGACGCUCACCGCCAACGCCGCGUGCACGGCGUGCCGCCCGGGAUGGUCUGGCCCGAGCUGCAACGAGCGGCUCCACUGCGCGUUGAUGGAUCUCUCGGCCGGAUGCUCGUCGGGCACCGACGCGUGCUUGAUGUGCCAUAGCGGCUACGCCCUGGUCGAUACGCUCGGCGCGUGCUGGACGUGUCCAGCCGGACGAUACUUUGUUUCAGCAUCGACAGUGUGCGGGACGUGCUCCGAGGGUUGUGCACAGUGCACCUCGGCCGUAGCCUGCAUGGCAUGCUCGCCCGGGUACCUUCUCCACAACGGGUCGUGCACCGCGAUGCCACCAACGCCGCCGCCGCCAACGGCUCUGCCGCCAACGCCGCCGCCAAACGGAGGCAACACGACGAUGCCGCCGCCGCCGGCUCUGCCGGUCACCCCGCAGCCGGUGACCCAGAAAGAGGAAGUCGCCAGCGACGUGCUUGGUGGGAGCGUGGCGACCAUGCCGCCGGUGGUGGCGCUGUAUGUCAUUGCUGGAGCAGCGAUUUGGCUCAUUCUAAUCGGGUGCUACAGGCGCGAGUCGAUGGCCCGCAAGUAUGCGGCUGAUCCCGAGCGGUGGCUUGGUCUCCCGCCGGCGUCGUACGCGCUGCGCCAGCACUCGCUGCUCGGCAUUGUGCUGCGAAGCGAGAACGACGCGUUUCCCGCGGCGGGCGGCUAGCGCUCCUUGUCUUUUCGGUCAACGUCCUCUUCCUUGUCACGGCCAUCAUGCCGCUCAUCAACUCGUCAUCGUACAAGGACGACGAUGCGGUGCUCUCGCUCGACCGGGCGCUCGACAUGGUCCUCACGGUUGCCGUCUCGGCUGUUGUCUCCUUCAUUGCCCUCGGCCCGCCGCUCAAGCGCGCGCUACAGGCGCGCGGCGCUGAAGCCGGAAACAGCGGCAGGGAAGGCAGCUCGGCCAUUGCACUCGCCGUCGUCAUCAACGGUGUUCUUCUCGGCUUCAACGGCGUUAUCCUCUUCCUCCCGCUCGCCACCUCGCUCUUCCCGUUCGAGCCGGCGUCGAUCGCCUCGAUGUUUGCCUCGUCGCUCCUCGUGCAGUGGCUCGUGUCCGAGAACCUCGCCCGCCUCGCCACCUACUACGCGCUCGGCGCCAAGGCCGUCCCCGUCACGUACGGCGGCAACGGCGGCUCGUGCGUGCCCGCCAACGUCAUCACCGCCGCUGCUCCCCAGUCAAGUCUGGCGCCGCGCAGCGGCAACAGCAGCAUCGAGUUGGCGCCCAAGAGCACCGGCGGCCUGUUUGGCACUGCCACACUGCAACCCGCGGACGACCAGGCCACUGAGGGCACGCAAGUGCAGCAGACAGAGAUGGAGAACCUGCACCAGAUCUUUGACGCGCUGCAGUAUUUGGAGCAUGUGGUCGACUCGGUCUUUGCCAAGGUCGGCUCGGACGUCAAGCGGCAGAAGCGGCGGGUAGGACGGAUGGCCAAGCGGGUGGCUGUCGCGCGCAACAAGAUCAAGCACCUGGCCAACUCGACCGAGGCGACCCGGAUCCACUCGCCAGCCCACUAUCCGGGGCGCAAGGACUACGAGCGGGCGCACAUGCUGCACGAUCCGUUCCGCCCGCUCUUGCUCAAGCGCCGCAGGCACAUGAUGGGUCCCAUGCGCGAAGUCGACUACGAUGCCCGCCUCGCAAACGCCGUCGACGUCGACCUCGUGCAGAAGCACGUGACGGAGGCCAAGUCGCGCGAACAGAUCGAGCUCGAGGGCCUCGGCCGCCUGCCGGACAACAUCACCUCAGUCUCGUCGCUCCUGCUCUACAACUCGACCGAAAACCCGUACAAGGCAUACGUGUCGACCGACAACCUGCUCGGCGACGACGCGUCGGUCCCGGUCAAGCCCGAGGUCCUCAUCGGCGCCGCGCCCGAGUCCAUCGCCAACGGCCCGCAGCGGACGCAGUACGGCGAGACCACGUUCAUCUACCACCCAAAAGUCGGCGAGCUGCCGCCGUCGCGCCUGCCCGACGUCGUCACAGGCCUCGCCAACAUUGCUACCGACGUCAACUUUGUGUCCGAAGCGCCGCAGCCCAUGGGCCCUGCCGCCAACAACGCACCCGUCCUCCCCACCGUCAAGGAGAUCAUUCCUGAGCCCUCGGUCCGCCAGCCCAACCUUCGCGACCACUACCGUGGCCGUAUCUUUGACCAGCCGCCGCCGCCGCCGGCAGACCACGCCCGCGUCUCGGCCGCGGCCUCGUCCGGCCGCGUCAGCCGUCCAUCCGGCUCUAAGCCGAGCGGCCUCACUGAUGCACCUGCCAAGCGGCGCCCGCCGACCAAGGUUGCAGCGCCGCAGCCCAUGGAAGUGGCGCCCGCCGUUGAGCAGGGUGUGGCAGCAGAGGCGGACGCUGGCGUGGUGCCGGUGGUGGGCGCCCAGCACGAGGUCGGUGCAGCUGCCCAGGCGCCGGUGGCCAGGGAUACGCAGGCGCAGAACCCGGUCGAUCCGGCGGCGGCAGCAGCAGCCGAGGCCGCAGCACAGGCGGCGGCGGCGCAGGCGGCCGAAGCCGCAGCGGCAGCAGCAGCAGCGGCGCAGGCCGAGGCGCGGGCGGCAGCAGCAGCGGCGGCGGCGGCGCAGCACCAGCACCAGCAGCACGCCGCCGCCGCCCACCAGCACCAGCAGCACGCCGCCGCCGCCCACCACCAGCAUAUGCACCACGCGUCGCAGCAGGAUGUGGGGAUGGUGCAAAUGCCGAUGUCCGGGCACAUGGCGUCGCCCGGGUUCUACACGCCGUUCCAGGCGCCCAACGUGUACCACCAGUAUGCGCAGGCGGCGCAGUACUCGUCGCCAUACCCCGUGGCUGUGCUUCCGCAGACGCAAUUGAUGCACCCUGGCUCGAUGAACCACGCCAUGCAGCACGGGCACCAGUCGUACAACUACGGCGGGAAUGGGUACGCCACCGGGCAGGCGCCGAUGGGCAUGGCUGCGGGCACUGCGCCUGUGCCGAUGAACGAGGUCGUCGAACCGCAUGAGAUUGUCGAGGAGGAGGUUGUUGUGUCUGACGAGGACGAGGCCGACGCUCCGGGCAAGCUCCAGUCGCUCCUCCUCGCUGCCGAAGUCUGUCUCCGCGGCGAGCAAGAGAGCGAGCGGCUGCGGUCGGAGCAGGAGGCCAAGCUGGCCCGGGAGCGCGGCUCCGAGUCGGAGAGCCGCAAGCGCAAGGCCGCACCAGGCACCGCCUUUCGGCGCCGCAAGAAGCUCAAGCCCGCCGCUGAGCACUCCAAGUUCCUUGGCCUCGUCAAGCAGGAGACUACUCUCGAUACGCUCGACAACACCGCCGCCCUCGACAACCUCAUGCGCCAGGCCGAGGCCCUCAUGCAGGCCAACUCGUCGGCCGAAAAGGUCUUUGCGAACUCGCACAAGCUCUUCCGCGACCUCAUCGAGCCCGACCGCGACAACUCGACGCACGUCCAGAUUCUGGCUCUCGUCGAGAACACGGUCGACAAGCUCCGCGCCUCGCGCAACCUCCUUGCCGUCAUCACCGACCGCAUCCAGGGCUCCUCGGGCCUGCUCUGCAAGCACCGCAACAAGAUCCUGGACAUGUUUGAGCAGAUCCCGGGCGAGUAGCCCGCGUAACCUGGCAACUCUAUCUGCCCAUAAACUGCAAACUCUGCCA